CCUUGGUGCACCUUUAAUGCCUGUGUUUUGGCAUUUUUGUUGCAGCGCUGUCGCUUCCCGUCUGUUGAAACCAAUGGACUGACAUCAGCCAGCAGAGAUGCUGCUUAAAGAUCUUCCCAGAGAGGCCCUGAUGCGGCCGUUAUCCAGGAAUGAAGUGGUGGGCAUGUUGUUGAGGUUGACCAUCUUUGGCGCAGCGACCUACUACAGCAUCAAAUGGGUUGUAGACGCUAUGGACCCCACUGCCAAACAGAAAAACCAAGCCAAGAAAAGGGCAGAACAGCUGAUGAAGAGGAUUGGCGUUGAGGGCGUCAAACUCACAGAGUAUGAGAUGAAUAUUGCAUCUCAUCUAGUUGAUCCUCAAACUAUGAAGGUGUCCUGGAGAGAUAUAGCAGGUCUGGAUGAGGUUAUCAAUGAGCUGCAAGACACAGUCAUCCUGCCCUUUCAGAAGAGACACCUUUUAACUGGAUCCAAACUCUUUCAGCCCCCUAAAGGUGUUUUAUUGUUUGGUCCUCCAGGAUGUGGGAAGACCAUGAUUGCCAAGGCAACAGCCAAAGCCUCGGGUUGCAAGUUUAUCAACCUUCAGGCAUCCACACUGACAGACAUGUGGUACGGCGAAUCACAGAAGCUGACUGCUGCGGUCUUCUCAUUGGCUGUCAAAAUCCAGCCCUGCAUCAUCUUCAUUGAUGAGAUCGAGUCAUUUUUGAGGAACCGCUCCAGCCUGGACCAUGAGGCCACAGCCAUGAUGAAGGCCCAGUUCAUGAGCCUGUGGGACGGCCUGGAUACGUCCUCAACCACACAGGUGAUGGUGAUGGGAGCUACAAACAGGCCACAGGACGUCGAUCCAGCCAUUCUGCGCAGGAUGCCCGCCACUUUUCAUGUUGGCCUGCCAAACACAAGACAAAGACAGGACAUCCUGAGGCUGAUUUUAGCAGGAGAAAAUCUGAGCAAUGCCAUUAAUCUGAGGGAGAUUGCUGAGAAGACAGAGAGUUACUCUGGCAGUGACCUCCGGGAGCUUUGCCGCGAUGCUGCCAUGUACCGAGUCCGGGACUACGUCCGCAAGGAGCAGAUGAGGCAGAUCGCUCAGCAGCUGCAGGACUGCGAAGAGGAGGAGAAACCUGUGGAUGAGGAGCGGUUGCGGCCAGUCACCCAGCUGGACCUCCUCUUCGGCCUGGACAAGAUGAAGGAAUCUAAGCGGGCCACAGCCUUCAUGUUACCCGUUGUGUCAGAGGUACCUCUGGACUAAACACCCACACUGCGCCAUGAUGGGAAAGAUUUUCUUCAAACUCACUGAGUUUGUGUUUCAACUCAUCAAGCAGAGUCUCCUCCAACAUGUCUGAGGUGCAGCUGGGAAAGCCAAGAGGCAGCCAUACUUUUCAUAAACUACUUUCCAGGCAGGGUUUGUUCUGAGCAUGCUUACUUUCAGCACAACCCUGCCAGAUGUGUAAAGUUACAAUACAGUCAGAAAUUUAAUGUCUCCAAUUCGCCACUGACCUAAAGUCAGUGUCUUGCUCCUGGGCGCCAUUAAAGUUUCUUUGGUAGUGAAAGCAUUCUCCAUACACAUUAUGAAUCUGACUACUUCAUCACAGUAAGGUUCCAUAUAUGGUCCUGCCACUGACUUACACAUGAUUGUGAGCAGAGGGGACUGAGCACCAUGAUGCAUGAGUGUGGACUCCAGACCAGUGUCAUCCUUCAAGGUUUGCUGCUUAAUUUCUAAAUCAGGCGUCUCCUGUCUUCUUUUUUGGGCAAACACAGACUUCAAUAGACUUAACAAAGACUCAAAUGACUUUAAAGUGAUAUAAUCCAGGUUGUUUGGAAGAAAUCAUUCAGAUGACCUCGGUCCUCCUAAGUCACAAUACACUAUAUUGUCUACAAAUGCUGUUGUGUCAUAGCAAGUUAGUCCGUAAUGCAUUUCAGUUAUAGGGCUGUGUAAACAUAAUUGAUUCAAUCGAUUCAAAUCAGUCUUCUUUGAAUGAUCUGAGAUUGAUUCAUAAAUCCAACAUCGACCUUUAGAUAUAUACCUUUACCUGCUGAAGCAUGAAGCUUUAACCCUGUUAAUCUCGCAAAAGUGAUAUUUCAGUCUGCUCUGUCCGCAGUUUCUCAUCCAUCGCUGCUUAUGGCAUGUUUUACGCAAGCACAGCAACCUAGCUCGGUUAAUAGGGGUCUGUCUGUCUAUCUUAGUUUGCAACAUGUCUUAAAAUCAAAAUUUACCAGCGAUGUUAGCAGGCACUCAAUCACUGCAGCAGCAGAGGGAGGAGCACAGAGGACAGGAUGAAGGAUUGAGGUCUGUGUUCUUCAUUCUUUCUAACCUCAUCUAGUAUUGUUAUAUCAGGAAUAUAAUUUAUUUUAUUUACAUUUUAGAUUUCUAUCUGGUGAGAUAUUGUUGAGGUUAUAUAGUGAGUUUGCUGUUGUAAUAUAACUGUUGUGCUCUAGAAACGAAGCAAAAUUGCUAUUGUAACUGAAUAUCCCUGAUAGAAUUGAUAUUGCUUCGAAUCAAAUCAGGACCUUGUGAAUCGGACUCAAAUCGAUUUAGGAAAUCAGUGUUUAUACCCAGCCCUGGUCUGAUAAAGAAAUGGUUUUCUUCUUUUCAGGAAUGCCAGAUUUAGGUCUAAUUAUUCUAAGAUAGCUCCACCUCUUACCAGCUGUCUUUUUGUCCUGACCUAGCAAAGACUGCUUUCUCCUGGUGGAUGUACUGACACUGUGUUUUUUUUAAAGCUGACAAGAACAUUGGAUGUCAUUUCUGUUUACUUUCCAUGAUCAUUGAUGAACUUUGAUUGUUUUUCAUGUUUGUUUGAUUGCAUCUUUGCUUUAAAAGUAAGAGAGGUUGUGUUUAGCCAACAUGAGGUUGUAAUAGAAAUAGGGAUGCACGAUAAAAUACUAGCACGUAAGUGGUAUCGGCCAAUAUUGGCUUUAAAAUUAAGGGAUCGGAAUCUUACAUACAUUGAAAAGCACUCUAUUUCAUGUCUCCAUCUGCUGGUGGGCCAUCAUGAUGAGAGUAUGCAUGUAUAAUAUGACGUUAAUUCCACUACAGAAGAGACUUGAUGAUCACUAAAAUUAGGUGGGGAAAAAUGUGUAUAUAUCAAUGUCUGUCUCCUUUAUUGGCCAAAUAAGUUGUUAUAUAUCUGCAUAUUGGAUAUUGGCAAAAAAUCAAAUAUCGUCCAUCCCUAAAUAGAAAUCUGCAGUAAUGUGGUACUCAUCAUGUAAUGAGUUACUGCUCCUAAGGAGUACAAAUUUAAAUUUUUCUUUUCAGGUACAAUGAUUAAUGUGUGUUUUUAGUCAUAAAGCAAGCGCUGCUGUAGAAGCCAUGGAGUCACAGCAUGUAUAUGAAAAGGAAGAACAGAACAAAGUCAGCCACAGGUGAAACACAAUACAUUUACUCAGCCUGCCAAGGCCAGAGCGCUCAGUGAGGCACCUCAUUCCACUGCAAGUUUUUGUUCUUCUUUUUCAUCACUUUUCAGCACAGUAGGGUAGAAAUAUAUUUGAAUAGAAGAUCAGAUAAUCACAGUGUAAGCUUGAAUUGGGCCUGGAAGUUUCUGUAGCAAAGCAGCCUUUCUCACAGCUGUCAGACAAAAGCAAAUAACAAAACAUUCAAGCAGAGAUGGUAAAGAUCGGGUCAGCACUUAAACCUUGUAAUAAGAACCACAGCUACAAUAACCUGAGCCAGAGGCAGCAAUAAAGUAUGCAGUCAUAAGCCAGUAAAUCAAUGACAAUUAUUACCCUACUACUAAUAGCUAUAAAAUUAUACAUACUUUUUUUUAUCACUGCUCAGUCCUCAGCUGUUAGCAGAUGUCUCACAGAAAUUGUGCUGUGUGCAUGCUUGUGAAUGUGGAAGCACAAUGCUGGGUUAAAGGUAAAAACUUUAAAUGCACCUGAAGUACCCAAAUCCAGUUAUGUGUUCUACAAAUAAUAUUUAUUUCCCAUCCAAAAUGACAAUAAGUGUUACAUAAAGGGGAGCUUAUCUUGCACAGCAUAGCACAACUGUCAUUGGUAGUUUCAAGUCAAAAGUUCAUGGUUUCAUGGCCAGUGCCCACAUUAUGUAAGUAGCAAAUGUACUGGCACCUAUCUGUGCAUGUGCAUGUAGGUAUUAAAAUGAGGUGCAGUGAGAGCAUUGUUGCCUUAGAGCUAUUUUAAGGCAGCAGAAAGCGAUUAUGUUGUUGACCAACAAAAACGUGGCUUAUAGUCAGAAUAGUGUUUUCUUGCUAUGUAAAAUGUGCCAACAAGCAUUCACUUUGCUUGUUGCACACACAGGAACAUGCAGAUGGGUUGCAAGUGGGUGAAAUAAUACAUUAUUAAUGUGGAAAAUAUCAAUUACAUUUUCUAAAAUGUGAGCAUAGCAGAGCUGCAGAGCUGCUGUCUGAUUCCCCAUUAAGAGAAACGUUGUGCUUUUUUACAUACAGGGAGCAGCAUAACUUCCUUUAUUUCAGAGGCUAAAAGUUUAGUUCUGUUUCCACUGUCAAGUUUGUAACUACAGUUUUUAGUUUUGUCCUUAAAUGUCCCAUGGUAUUUCCUGCAGUGACAUUACUGCUCUUUCUGCUUUACUCUCAGCUGAGUACUCAAUUCUACAACUUCACCAUGUUAAUAGCAGUAUGGCAGGUGCAGGUACACCUGGCUUUUAAAGGGAAUGGGCGAUAAUGCUGAUUUUUUUUAAUCCAUGUUACGGCCAAAACACAUCUCUUUGUCAUUGCAACUAGAUUAUGUACGGUUUUCUUUUCUUGAGAAAGGUCUGGUGAGCGAGACUAUGCACGGUUUAACCAGCAAAAGUGGAGCUGGACACGCCCUAAAUACACUUUAUCCCUACAUAUGCUUUAGACUAUGCGCUAUAUUUAAUUUAAAUACACAUGUUCAAAUCUUACUGGUGUUUUUUGGGUUUUUUUUUACUGUUUUUUAGUGUUAUAUUUAUUGUGUUGUUAUAAUUAUUAGUGAGUCUCCUUUUUUUUCACUUUGUUUUCAUGAGUAAACUUUUAAUGUCAGGUUCUGUGCAUCAAUCGUCUGUCAUACACAACACAUCAGGGUUUUUCCGGGUCAUUUACUUUUAGUCUCACUUUCAGGAGAGCAUGGCUUUAAAAUUCAAAUGUUUUCAAUCAGCUGUCACUCUGAAGUUGCUGUGACAUGCUUCUCUGACUUCCCUCUGUAUAAAAAAAGCCUCGUUAUUCACCACAUGGUCACAGCAUGUGUUCAUGGAUCUGUUCGUGGGUCUCAUACAGACCUUCCUCCCACGCAGUCUGAGGAAGCCAGGGCAUAGCGAUCAUUAAACAUGACCACAUGGUGGCACUGCAGCUUCACUGUCCUGUUACUGAGGCAGGUGGAACUGUUUGUAGCAAUAUGGUGAGAUAAUGAAAUAGAGAACCCUGCAUACUGGAUUGUUUCUCUUUUAUUGGUCCAUUCAGUGAUAUUUAGACAUUUGUUGCUUUUCAUUAGAGUACCUCAGGUGACAGUUAAAGGUCAAAGUGUUGCCAUGUAAACCAAUGAUUGUGUCACCGCAGCUUACAGGUCUUAGUCCCCUUUCCUGGGAGAAGGGUAGCACUUGUGUAAAUGCUUUUUCUCAGUGUAGUAUCACUAUCAGGUCAUUCAUGUGGCAGAGACUGAUCUAUGGAUACAGAGUCUCCAUAUGCAGUUACUGUAAAAUAUAUUGUCAACUGUGUAUGUGUUGAAUAUGAUAUGUACAGUAAAGUGUAUUUAUUAAAUUACACUGAAGAAAUUGUUUCCUCUGUUAUUUCAGCAUGGAUUCAACCUGUUUGUCUCCCUGCCCUUGUUUAAGUGAAUUAAAUGUCAUAAACCUCAUUAUUCCCAACAGAAGUUCAACUUGUGAAAAUUUCAAACAAUAUAAAACUGUAUAUCUAAACCUUCUAAUUACUCAAAUUUAGUAUAUUGGCAUAUGUACUGUUACAUUAAUUUUACUCAUAACUUUCUUUUCUAGUGACAAAGUGUUGAUUGUGUUUUAUUUUUUCAACCCCAAAAAAGUGUGGCUGUAGGAGUCUGCUACUCUAUUGUAAAUUCUGCAGCUGUUGCAGUCACAUCCUGUACCCUUUAUGCAUGUAUUAAUAAA
This is a messenger RNA of Epinephelus fuscoguttatus (brown-marbled grouper), 6043 nucleotides long. It is a transcript of the gene atad1a, whose product is annotated as ATPase family AAA domain containing 1a. The transcript has 10 exons. NCBI's taxonomy places the organism in Eukaryota, Metazoa, Chordata, Actinopteri, Perciformes, Serranidae. Gene Ontology annotation, cellular component: mitochondrial outer membrane. The coding region runs from base 98 to 1243 and encodes 381 amino acids. The record is from RefSeq and is a predicted model, not a curated record. Gene Ontology annotation, molecular function: ATP hydrolysis activity; ATP binding.